AUAGGUCCGGUUCAGUCCACAAAACCUCCUCCAACUGGACCGGACCGGAUUGAACUCACCCCUAGCCAACUCCAUCCACCGUCCAUGAUAAGCUACUUUUGUCAGUGCAUUGUGGGUUUGAGUUCAUGGCUGCUCUUUCGUUCUACUUUGGAACUCUUAAUACUGCAAACUUUCAAAUUGAACCUUUGAUCUAGAUUUAUCGCUCCGGUCCUCUGCCCUACAAGCUUUUCUGCAAGACGAGGUCAAAAUGAGCAUCAUACGUGUAAUUUCAGCGCCCGGUGGAAUUCCAAACCAGACGGCCUCCAACUCCAACGAAACAACAUGAAGCUUAAGACUUUCCUCUGCUUCCUCUGCCUCUUUAUCUCUCUAUGUCACUCCUUCGCAGCCCCGGCCUUGCUAUUUCAGGGGUUCAAUUGGGAAUCGAGUAAUAAAGGAGGAUGGUACAAUUCACUGAAGAACUCUGUUCAUGAUUUGGCUAAUGCUGGAAUCACUCAUGUCUGGCUUCCUCCUCCCUCUCAAUCUGUUGCUCCCCAGGGAUACCUGCCGGGAAGGCUAUAUGAUCUUGAUGCCUCAAAAUAUGGAUCUAAGGAUGAACUGAAAGUAUUGAUUGCGGCUCUACAUGAGAAGGGAAUUAAAGCCGUUGCUGAUAUAGUGAUAAAUCAUAGAACUGCUGAGAAGCGAGAUGGCAGAGGAAUUUGGUGCAUCUUUGAAGGUGGGACUCCAGAUGCACGUCUUGACUGGGGUCCAUCCUUCAUUUGCAAGGAUGACACAGCCUAUUCAGAUGGUACUGGGAAUCCUGACAGUGGAGAGAGCUAUGACCCUGCACCUGACAUUGAUCAUCUUAAUCCACUGGUACAGAAAGAGUUGUCAGAAUGGAUGAAUUGGCUCAAGACUGAGAUUGGAUAUGAUGGGUGGCGAUUUGAUUUUGUGAAGGGCUAUGCCCCUAGUAUUACAAAAAAUUAUAUGGAACAAACCAAGCCAGAUUUUGCAGUAGGGGAAAACUGGAAUUCUCUUGCCUAUGGAGAUGAUGGGAAACCUAAUCCCAACCAGGAUGCACAUCGUGGUGCUCUAGCUGAAUGGGUUAGGUCUGCGGGUGGGGCUGUCACUGCAUUUGAUUUCACAACCAAAGGAAUUCUGCAAGCAGCUGUGGAAGGGGAGCUGUGGAGGUUAAAGGACUCCAACGGAAAGCCACCAGGAUUGAUUGGAAUAAAGCCAGAAAGUGCUGUGACAUUUAUUGACAACCAUGACACAGGGUCUACUCAAAAUAUGUGGCCAUUCCCCUCCGAUAAAGUCAUGCAGGGAUAUGUUUACAUUCUAACUCAUCCUGGCACCCCAACCAUUUUCUAUGAUCAUUUCUUUGAUUGGGGUUUAAAGGAGGAAAUAAGCAAAUUGACUGCAAUUAGGUCGAAGAAUGGGAUCAAUACCAGAAGCAUUGUGAGCAUACUAGCAUCCGAUGGUGAUUUAUAUAUAGCUGGGAUUGAUGACAAGAUCAUCAUGAAGAUUGGGCCAAAGCUGGAUCUUGGAAAUCUCAUUCCUUCAAACUUCCAAGUUUCUACCUCUGGCAAAGAUUACUGUGUGUGGGAGAAAAAGUGAAGAAUAGUAAUGUAUUUGUGCUUAUUCAAUGUCAUAAUGCUCUAUUACUAAUACUUUAAUGUAGAAUAAAGUCUGGCCGCCCUUGAGCUGCUCAA
Molecule: messenger RNA, 1688 nt
Organism: Carya illinoinensis
Lineage: Eukaryota; Viridiplantae; Streptophyta; Magnoliopsida; Fagales; Juglandaceae
Product: alpha-amylase-like
Exons: 5
Coding region: 322-1593 (423 amino acids)
Biological process (GO): carbohydrate metabolic process
Molecular function (GO): calcium ion binding; alpha-amylase activity
Source: RefSeq, a predicted model, not a curated record